UUGUGUAACAAGGUACUGUUGGCCGUCGCCAUAUAAGCGACGCCAGUGAUUAUUUGGAAUCGUUUUUGAAAUCGUCGUUUUCGACGACAGGGAGUGCCCUGCUCCCAAGAGGGUCUUUUUCAGUUUGUUUUAAGAAUCUACUUAAUUUAAAAUUGAUUGUGCACUACCGGUAAUAGGUAUUUUAUAAUUUAUAAUAAUUAAUCAUGGCUUGCUGAAAAAAAUGACGGGCCUGAAUAUUAUUGCCGUAUCUCCAUGCGGAGAAUUUUUCUCCAGUAGUGUUGCUGUAGAUGUUAGAGGAUUAUACAAUGGAAAAGAAACCAUCAGGUCGUUCAGCUCAAGCCCCUGGGAAGGCAAACGGAACUGAACUGAAGAAAAGUCAAGAUGCCGUUAACAGUAAACUAUUUCCCCGUGCUGUGCGACGGCGAGAGCCAAAUGGAUCUAGUAGCACGAAGUUUGAUCCAAAUAGGAAGACAGUCUUACAAAAGAGUAAAUCUUUCGACAAAAGGCCACGGCCCAGAGGACAGUAUUAUAACUGUGGAAAGGAGAAUACCAAGGUAGUACCAGAUGAGAUUGGCUCAGUUUUUGUGCCAGGAAAUAAGAAACAGAAUUUAAACCAUCUGCUGAACUUCCAUUAUGCACCAAGAGAGGGUGUUGUACCUGGUUCUGGCCACUGGCAUUCAUUUCCAUCAGGUGUGGGACGGCAUGGUUCUGCUCGGUGGUUAACAUCUACCCACAAACACAAAUAUAACAAGGAGCAGUUCUUACAAGCAAAUUGCCAGUUUGUGGUGAAGGCUGAUGGUAAUUAUACACCAUACACUUCAAAUCCUGAUGUUUUGGUAAACUGGGACUUCAUUGAACAGAUACGUUUUCAGAGUUCUGAAAUGUUGUCCUGUCCAAUCUGCCUGUAUCCACCAGUCGCUGCGAAGAUGACCCGCUGUGGCCACAUUUACUGCUGGCCCUGUAUGCUUCACUAUUUGGCUCUUUCUGAUAAAACAUGGCGGAAAUGUCCUAUCUGUUAUGAAGCAGUGCAUAAACAAGACCUAAGAAGUGUAAUUGCAGUACCCCACAUGCAGCUUUCAGUCGGGGAGGAAGUCACUAUGCGUUUGAUGAAACGUGAGCGAGGUUCACUCGUUGCUCUGCCCGUAGAUCAGUGUGGCAUUCGUCCCAUUGACCAACUCCUGUCUGUGUCAGAAACCGUCGUGGAUACAGUUCACUCCAAACUUCUCGUGGCUACACCACAAGAGGUGAUGUCCAUCGUCAACCACGAGAGAAAUGAACUUCAGAAGCAGUUGUCUGAAGAAGAAAAUUGUCCUGAAACCUGCUUUAUUGAGCAAGCGAUUAACCUGCUGAGCGAAAGACAUGCAGCGUUAUCUAAGGAGAUAUUAACAGUGCAGACUGAAAAUGACAAACCAGAAUUGAAUGUUCAGAAAAGUUCAGCAGAAAGCAAACCAGACGUUGUUUAUAAUUCGGCAUUUGACGAUGAUUAUGCUGCAUUGGAUAAUUCUCCCAUCCUAACAUCUUUACCUUCAGAUGAGAAUCAGUCAUUAAUGGCACUGGAACAAAAUGCGAGCUGUAAUGAGCCAAGCUGCUUGAAAUUGUCUGGAGAAAAUACGGAUAGAUGUCGCUACGAGAGCGUGAGCAGUGAGGGAAUGAGCAGUGAUGAUGGUAACACUGCCUUUAGAGUGGAAGACUUGGAGAUUCCCACAAAUCUUCAGGUGCAUACUAGGCAGUCAGAAGUACAACCGGUCAAACAUUUCUAUUUUUAUCAGGCUGAAGAUGGUCAACACAUAUAUCUGCAUGCCUUGAACGUGCGCAUGUUGCAGCACUAUUACGGAUCCCUGGAGCACUGUCCUCCAACUUUAACAGGUUGCAUCAUUGAAAAGGAAUCAGGUUCCAUGACAGAAGAACUGCGGCGUAGAUUACGCUAUCUUCAGCAUCUUCCAAUAACUUGCCAGUUUGAGGUAGCUGAAAUACAGCUGAAGCCUCCGAUUGUGUCAAAAGAAACUAUAGACCAUUUCCAAGACCAACUGGAAGUACGAAGACAACGCCGCCAGCGUCGUGCCCGGGAUGAAAGGCGCAGAGAAAAGAAAAUUAUUGAAGAAGAGAACCGGCGUUGGGGUCGGUAUCCUACACCUCAUAUACGCAUUGAAUCACAACACCACUUUCCUCAGUGUGGAAUUGACUGUGAUUCUGCUGUUACAAACUUCUCUGCCUCCGUUCAGUCAAGUAUGGCAAACAUCCCCACUCCAUCUCAUGAGAGCAUUUCAUCUGCAACUGUAGAAGCUGAGAACUUAAGUCUGGAAUCACAAAUGUAUGAAGAAGUUCAUGUCCUUCCAAAAGUUGGCUCUCCUGACCUGCCAGGAAUGUCGUUUGCACGGGUAUCUUCGGCACCUGUGCCAAUUACAAGUAAGAUCAAACCAGCUGGAGGACGACGUCACAACUCUGACAGUGAGCCAGAACCGGAGGGUUAUGUUCCUGCCCCCACAUUCAGCCAGAGCUUCAGUGAUGCCAUUGCUCUUGCACUAGAAAAAGCAGUUGCUGACAAAGAAACUCCAAAAGGUGAAGGUGAGUCUAGUUCAGGUAAGAAGAAGAAGAAGAAGAAACAGAAGCAGAAGGUGUUGUUUGCAACCAGCAUGGCUUGUUCUGGUAAAUAAUCUUUUACAGUGAUGUCCAGUAAGUUUCUUCAGUACAUUCAUUUUAUCUGUGCUACGUUGUAAAGUGCUCAAGAUUCUGCAUUCUGGUAGGAUUAUUGAUUACUGACUGGGGUUUGGAAACUUUUGAAGCAUCUUUGGUCAUAUGUAUAAUGUGUGUAUUCAUUUUGCCUAUUCUGGUAAGUUUCUUUCUGUUUCUGCUUAUGUCCAGUGCCUCAAAAAUCCACAUCCUGUUUGUUGGGUGCACAAAUCAAUAUUUUAUUUGGUUUAGGUAUAUUUUAAAAUCAAUAAAAAAAAUCACAAACUAUUCCCACAUAAAAAGUAAAAUUUACAAAAUAAAAAUAUUAAAUUUAACAGCAUGUAGAUUGAGAGUUUAUUGGUAAUUUGCAUCUUUCAGACAGCAAUUAUGGCAUGGUGAUGUGUAGUUAAUCUGUUAUUGCCUCAAAUAGGUUUGUUUUACUUCAGUACCAUGGAAUCAUGUAGUUAUCUAUAUUACUAAUUUCUCACAGUUGCAGGAGCUACAAAUUGUAACUCUUGGAAAAUACAUGAGCUUGAAUCCCAGCUGAUAAAUUGUUAGUCGUAAUUCAGUUGGACUAUUUGUAAUUUCCACAUCAUACAUAUAUGUGAACUACAUGUUAGACAAGUGAUCAAAAACCAGUUUCUCUUGAAAUACGUGCAGUUUGGGGUAUUCAUUUAAUUUUAUUCUACAAUUGAAUUUCUACAUGUUCCUUCUGUGCCUGGUAAGAAGAGCUCGAGUCAAAACAUUAUUAUGACUUCACUGUCUUACUGAGCAUUGAAGAUUUUCAUUACUACGUGCUACUACUAAUGUGGCUUUAGCCGAUUGGAAGACUGUUUUCAUUUGGAUAAAAUUAUCGAACAUUUAAAGGCCAAUAUAUAAUAAUUGAUAGAAAUUCUGGAGCUUUUUCAGAACUGUAUUUGAGUGACACCUGUUCUCAAGUAAGUGAACUAUAUUGUGACUUUGAUCUAGUGACAUUUCAGUCAUAAGAGUAGAGUAGGUAUUGUGACCAGAUCAGCCAGUCAUCUGGGUGGCUAAGUCGCAGCCAGUACCAAAGAGAGUAAGAUUGGAAUAUAUUCACAUUUUAAACAAUGAUACAUUAUGUUUACAUAUUUGCAAAAGCUCUUGAUGUUUACUAGGUUUGAUAACUUGUUCACCAGAUUGUUAUGUAAACUACAGUGGAGGUUAUGUGAUAUUGUAAUUCAGAUCCAUCAGUUUUCUUUUGUUGCCUGUAUGGGUGUCAGCCUCUAAUUAGUUUGUUCCAUGUUCAAUUUUUGCUUGUUGGAAUAAUCAGCAUGAGAAUAUUGUAAGAACAUAGCAUUUGCAGGUCGGUGAGCCUGUGUUGUUACUGGAGGGCCUCGGAUCCAGUAAGCUAAGUUCUCAAGAAAUAACUUAAAGGCAGUAAAUGUUACUGUAUACUUUGAGAUUGAGUUCAGCAAGGGAAUUGUAAAUUUUAUUCAUCAAAAUACAUAAUUUGAAACUA
Messenger RNA from Zootermopsis nevadensis, 4150 nucleotides. NCBI's taxonomy places the organism in Eukaryota, Metazoa, Arthropoda, Insecta, Blattodea, Termopsidae. The record is from RefSeq and is a predicted model, not a curated record.